GCGCUUCCGCCCGGACUGGAACCGGGCUGCCGCAGCGGGAGGAUGAGCAAACACACAUGUAGCCCCUCCAUCCGGACGCCCCGAGGACGCACGACCAUCAUACAAUGUGUGUAUGUGGUGGGCUUCAUGGACCUGUUCGGAGUGAGCAUGAUCGUCCCGCUGCUCAGCCACCAUGUGAAGGCGCUCGGGGCCAGUCCCACCGUGGCUGGCAUUGUGGGAUCGACUUAUGGCAUCCUGCAGCUCUUCUCAAGCACAGUGGUUGGCAGCUGGAGUGACGUGGUGGGGCGGCGCCAGUCGCUGCUGGCCUGCCUGCUGCUCAGCGCUCUGGGCUACGGCCUCCUGGGGAUGUCCUCCAGCAUCGCCCUGUUCGUCCUGGCACGCAUCCCUGUGGGGCUGUUCAAACACUCCCUGUCUAUCUGCAGGGCCCUGCUGUCCGACCUGGUGUCGGAGUCGGAGCGCCCCCUGGUGAUGGGGCACUUCAACGCCGCCUCCAGCGUGGGCUUCAUCCUGGGCCCCGUGGUGGGGGGGUACCUGACCGAGCACGAGGGGGGCUUCUACACCUCCUCCUUCGUCUGCGCCGCCAUCUUCCUGGUUAAUGCUGGGCUGGUGUGGAUGCUGCCCUGGAGCGAGACUCUGUCCUGCAGCAAUGACAACAACAGCAACGACGUGAGUCGAGGUUGUCGUGACAACCACCUCAGUAAGACGGCGCUCAACGGCUCGGGGACGAACUGCCGCCGCGCCGCGGAGACCGAUCCGGACUCCGGACGUCCCGAGCGGCCCGGCGGCGGCCUCAGACGGAGGGAGGGGUCUCUGCUGCAGCCCGCCUGGAGCCAGCUCUCCUCCGUGGGAUCCAAGAUCCACGCGGUGGCGUCGUCCGACAUGUGGGACCUGUUCCUGGUGCGGCUGCUGAUGGCCGUGGCCAUCAUGCUGUACUACAGCAACUUCUCCCUGGCCAUGGAGGAGCGCUUCUCCCUCCGGCCCAAGGUGACGGGGUACCUGAUCAGCUACAGCAGCACCCUGGGCGCCCUGGCGGGGUUCCUGGUGGGGCCCGUCACCCGGCUGUACGGGAACAACAUGCCGGCGCUGCUGCUGCACUCCACGCUGCUCACCUGCUCCCUCAUCUUCCUGUACGCCGCCGCGCCCUCGGUGUGGCAGGUGCUGCUCACCUCCACCUUCUUCGCCAUUUCCACCACCAUCGGCCGGACGUGCAUCACGGACCUGGAGCUGCGGCGGGGCGGCGUCCGGGCCAGCGGCACGCUGAUCGGGGCGGGGCAGUCGGUCACGGCGGUGGGCCGGGUGCUGGCGCCGCUGCUCUCUGGCCUGAUGCAGGAGUUCAGCCCGUGCGGCCCCCCCAGCCUGGGCGUGGUCCUGGCCCUCGCCGCCGUGGCGGUGCUGCUGCUCAGGAUCCCCCAGUGGGACCGGAGGGGCCUGAACCGAGCAGCGGCGCUCCUGAAGUCACAGUAGCUCCACAGGGACCCUCCACUGGAACAAGUGCUCUUAUUGGCCGGCAGCCUCAUGGUGGCGUCGCUGUUUCCUGUUCCAGCAUUUCGAAGCCGUCCAUGUGAAGGCCUCACGUGGCGAAGGGGGCAGUGCAGUCCUCCUCUCAGGGAAAGCUCAGCUGAAAACCGAGAGCGGCUUUCAGCGCCUGCAGAGUUCCGUGUGCUUCCUGAACGCCGUCGCUCGAUCAGCCAUAAGCACACGACUAAAACACGAGCACUCUGCUUCAAAAGCGUUUCUGUAACCACUACAUGGUCUGAUGUCCUGCUGAUGGACGGUCCUCUGCAAUAACUUUACUGCUUCACUAAUAAUCAUGGAGAUGACGGACUUCUUCUGCACUGAAAGAACAUUUAAUCUAACGGGGGAUUAGAUUCCCCGACCAGGACGGUUGUUUCCGGAUGGACACUCGAGUCUCAUCCAUUUUACCUCAGCCAGCGCCAGUUAUUCUGCAGAUUCGAGGGGUGGUCGGAGUGAACGUACACUCCAGUUUUUGUGGGGGUUUUUUUUUUCUUAUAUCCUCUGAAGAGAGGAACGUUUUGAAUGAGGUUUUUUUUCCAACUUUAUUUCGAGCAGCUUGGUUUUUUUAUAGACUGGAUUUCCACUUUGAAAAGAUGAAAGAUGUGGGUUUUUAUUGCUGUAGUGACCCAAAUCAUGAAAGUACCUGCUCUCUAAAAUGCCAAAAAAUUAAUAAAAGA
Messenger RNA from Salarias fasciatus (jewelled blenny), 2192 nucleotides. It is a transcript of the gene slc67a2, whose product is annotated as major facilitator superfamily domain containing 9. Gene Ontology annotation, biological process: transmembrane transport. The coding region runs from base 43 to 1464 and encodes 473 amino acids. The record is from RefSeq and is a predicted model, not a curated record. Gene Ontology annotation, molecular function: transmembrane transporter activity. The transcript has 6 exons. Lineage: Eukaryota; Metazoa; Chordata; Actinopteri; Blenniiformes; Blenniidae.